UUCUGCGCCUUCAGGGCAAUAAGGUACACCGUUGCUUCCCGCCGGCCCCAAAUUCCGUGUUACUUCCGGCCGUAGACCUCUGCCGUCGUUGGCCAUGGACGCCUCCGAGUCCGAGUCCUCGCCUCUGCAUGUCGUCAUCUUCCCGUGGCUCGCCAUGGGCCACCUGCUGCCCUGCCUCGAGCUCGCCGAGCGCCUGGCCGCACGGGGCCACCGCGUGUCCUUUGUCUCCACGCCGCGCAACCUCGCCCGCCUCCCGCCGGUCCGUCCCGCGCUGGCGUCGCUCGUCCACCUCGUCGCGCUGCCGCUCCCGCGCGUCGCCGGCCUCCCGGACGGCGCCGAGUCCACCAGCGACGUCCCGCCCGACAAGUUCCACCUCCAUAGGGUGGCGUUCGACGGCCUCGCCGCACCGUUCACGGCCUUCCUCGAUGCCGCUUGCGCCGGCGGCAGGAGGCCCGACUGGGUCGUGGCCGACUUCGUGCACCACUGGGUCGCCGCUGUGGCCCAAGCCCGCAAGGUGCCGUGCGCCAUGCUUCUCCCGUGCGCUGCUGGCGUCGCGGCCUUGUCCGGCCCGCCGCCGGAGUCCCGAGCGGAGGAACAGCAAGCGGUAUCCAGGUCCAUGGACGCAGCGCCGAGGUUCGAGGCUGAGCUGACCACGGAGGAGUUCGCCGCAGAAGACGCCUCGGGGUUGUCCAUCAUGGGCCGCUUCUUCAUGACGUUGAAGAGGUCCAAGCUCGUCGCCCUUCGGAGCAGCCCAGAACUGGAGCCCGACGCGUUCCCGCUCCUGACGAGGCUCUACGGCAAGCCGGCCGUCCCGCUCGGCCUGCUUCCGCCGCCGCCCAACGGAGCCCGCAGCGCCAGCGAGAACUCCGAGGACGUUGCGAUCAUUCAGUGGCUCGACGCGCGGCCGGCCAAGUCGGUGGUCUACGUGGCGUUGGGAAGCGAGGCGCCGUUGCGCGCCGAGCUGCUCCGCGAGCUGGCCCACGGGCUGGAGCUCUCCGGAACGCGCUUCCUCUGGGUCCUAAGGAAUCCCGUCAACGGCGACGCGGACACCAUCCUACCAGACGGCUUCAUGGAGCGCACCGCCGAGCGUGGGCUUGUGGCGGUGCGGUGGGUUCCUCAGGUGAGCAUACUGGCGCACGGCGCGGUGGGCGCGUUCUUGACGCACUGCGGGUGGGGUUCGGUCGUGGAGGGGCUCCAGUUCGGGCACCCCCUGAUCAUGCUGCCGCUCGCCGGUGACCAGGGCCCCAACGCGCGGCUCAUGGAGGAGAGGAAGGUCGGGGUGCUGGUGCCGAGAGACGAGAAGGAUGGGUCGUUUACCCGGGACGGCGUCGCCGGAGCUGUUCGGGCCGUUGUUGUGGAGGAGGGGGGAAGGGUGUUCGCGGACAAUGCCAAGAGGCUGCAAGGCGUCGUGGCGAGCGUGGAGUGCAACGAGAGGUGCAUCGACUUGUUUGGUCAGCACUUACGAUCUUGUAGGAACUAGGGAGGGUAAGAAUUUUUUUGAGCUAUCUACUACCUCUGUACUGAAGUACUUCUAGUUGGGAGGAGCUUCGGAAAUUCGUUGGCGUGGACGAGCUCGCCUGCUCGCGUUAUCUGAAUCAAGGUGUAUCCCUGCUAGACUGAAUUCUGCUAGACUGAAUUCCGCUCGGGUCGACCUACCUACUCCAUUAAACUCCCCAUCUAUCAUCGACGGCGGCUCAGUCUAUAAUAGUCCAUCCCCAAAUCGAAGGAACGAACCCUAGUUGCACACUGUUCUUAAUAGACCCCCAAAUCGGAGCAAGGAACAGCAGCCGCAGAAAAGAUGGCAAAUCUGAAUCAAGGUGCUGAUCCGGCGGCACUUCCAAUCGUGCCUUGCCCGGACUGUGGCAGGAACGUAGUCGCCUACGUUACUCGUCGCGGGCAGAGCGCCGGCGAGCGAUUCUACAAGUGUCGCAAUCACAAUCCGUCAGGUGGUGGAUGCGAUUUCUACAAGUAGCAAGCGUACGCCGACUACCUCGCGUCGCCGUGUCCAGCCGCACCCCCAUUGGCGCAAAUCGAGCCAGGAUAAGAGCAAGGCGGCCAAGCUUUGGGAGUUCAAGAUCUACAGGUGCCACACGCACCACACCACAGGGCAGCAGAACGGCAUGCCGGGGGCACCCAGUUCGUUUCUUCAGUCAGCGCCGCUGCAGGAUACAUGCUCGCCGCGCUUCCAGCUGCUGGGCGCCAGGGAACCAUUGGCGUUGACGCUGCAUCCAUCAAUCUGGUGGUCUCCGAGGCCAACCUUGUCACUUGGGUGGCAAUCCUUGUGUUGGUUGUGGUCAUGCACGUGCGUGGUUAGGCGCCAGCUGCGAAUAGAGCACGGCGUAUCAUUGUACCUGCAAAUCAAGUAUUAUGAUGUCUGUAUCAUUGGUUAGCAGCCAAGUGUAUAAUGGUGUAAGCGCAGCUAUGGUGUUGCUGAUCGCGAACUUUUGUAAUGAUCAAGUUUAAGCUGUGUGAUG
This is a messenger RNA of Triticum dicoccoides, 2474 nucleotides long. Its product is annotated as UDP-glycosyltransferase 91C1-like. NCBI's taxonomy places the organism in Eukaryota, Viridiplantae, Streptophyta, Magnoliopsida, Poales, Poaceae. Gene Ontology annotation, molecular function: UDP-glucosyltransferase activity. Bases 95 to 1480 code for a protein of 461 amino acids. The transcript is spliced from 2 exons. The record is from RefSeq and is a predicted model, not a curated record.